AUGGUGCCCUCGAGCUCCCCUCCCUCGAGGCUUCGUCUGCUCCUCGUCGACUCCGUCUCCGCCCUUGCCGUCAAGCUAAACCUCACAAGCCUCGCUCUACACCUCCCACCCCAGCCUCUCUCCCCCAUACGCCACGUCCGUAGCAGCAUCUCCAUCCCCUGCUUCCUCGCAGCCCUCUUCGCCCUCACAGCCUUCAUCACCGCCUCCACAACCCCCCAACUUCCCGCCUCCCGUCCGCGUCGCCAUGACGACCCUCGCUCUGCCGCCGCCGCCGCGGUCUUUUUCCUCGGCCGCGUGCGUCGCUACGGCGGCGGCAGCGGGGCCGGCUUGGCCGGGUGGGGCAUCGGGACCGGCCUCGGCGGCGUCGUCUGCACAGUCUUGCCGUUUGUCCUGACGGUGCGGUUGGGUCUCCUCUUGCGCGACGCAGUUGGUUACGUUUACUACCUCGCCACCCUCAUACUCGUUGCUUACUUGGCCGUCCUGCCGCCGAGCCACGCGUCCGAUUUGGCCAUCCUGACCGUCGAGGACAAGCCGCGGCUCGAGGACAAUGACGACGACUUGAAGCCGCUCAUGCACGACCUAUCGCCCACAUCGCCCCCGGACGCCCUGACUGCCCAGACCCCCGUCUUCACCACCCACACGUCCUUUGGCACAGCCUACGGCCUGGCCACCUGCCUCGAAACCCUCCUCGCGCGCUCAUCCCUACUGCUCCUCCGCGUGCAAAGGCAUAAGCUCGUCCUCACCACUACGAGAAUCCACGCGGCCCUCCCGCUCCUCACUUCCUCGUCUCUGCUCCCACCGCACACGCUCUUCGUCUUGGCGCCCGCCUUUGAGGUCAGCCUGGCCGGGGGGCCGGUGUACGACAAGAUUUUCGCAAGGGCCCUGGAGCAGCUGGACCACGUGGUCAGCGUGGGCAAGACGGCCGGCGUGUUAAUGGGUUCCCUGCUGGGCAGCCUUGAGGAGGCGCAGUUUUGUGCUUCGGGUCACAGGCCGUCGCCCAGAUGGUGGUACACGACCAAGUAG
Messenger RNA from Hirsutella rhossiliensis, 1023 nucleotides. RefSeq names its product CLN3 protein. Bases 1 to 1023 code for a protein of 340 amino acids. The transcript has 3 exons. The record is from RefSeq and is a predicted model, not a curated record. NCBI's taxonomy places the organism in Eukaryota, Fungi, Ascomycota, Sordariomycetes, Hypocreales, Ophiocordycipitaceae.